Molecule: messenger RNA, 1046 nt
Organism: Drosophila virilis
Lineage: Eukaryota; Metazoa; Arthropoda; Insecta; Diptera; Drosophilidae
Gene: HmgD
Product: High mobility group protein D
Biological process (GO): regulation of transcription by RNA polymerase II
Molecular function (GO): DNA binding, bending; transcription cis-regulatory region binding
Source: RefSeq, a predicted model, not a curated record
CACCGUUUUUACCAGCUGGCAGCUGCUUGCUUUCGUAAUGACAGCAGACGCCGAGUCCGUACAGUUGAAAUUGAGCAGCACACGAGAAAGCUCGAAGCUUAUAGCAAAUUAAUUUAGUAACUUUACUACUUACACACAACAACACAAAAGAAAAUGGCCGACAAACCAAAACGUCCGCUCUCCGCUUACAUGCUGUGGCUGAACAGCGCUCGCGAGUCGAUCAAACGCGAAAAUCCCGGCAUCAAAGUUACCGAGGUGGCCAAGCGCGGUGGUGAAUUAUGGCGGGCAAUGAAGGAUAAGUCGAAAAACUGCUCGACCGUUUCUUGCUUGCAGGAGUGGGAGGCAAAGGCAGCCAAGGCUAAGGAUGAUUACGAUCGCGCCGUCAAAGAUUUUGAGGCCAAUGGCGGCAGCAGUGCUGCUGCUAAUGGCGGUGCCAAGAAACGUUCAAAACCUGCGAAAAAACCAGCGAAAAAAAGCAAAAAGGAUGAUUCUGAUGACGACGAUGAUGAUGAAAGCGAGUAAGAGAUCGCUUCACAGGCGUCAUCAAGGAAACCACAAGAACAUCAUCAGUGGACCUGUCAGUCAGUCAAUCGCAUUUCGUUUAAACUCCACCCACACCCAACACCACCACCCACCCCCCUACACUCCACUUGCACCAACCAUACACAAAACAUAAAAUAAACAAACAAACAAACAAACCAUAGCAUAGAAAUACAAAGACCGUUGAACAGGAAAGUUGCCGUCGAAAAAACGCGACUGUUGAAUAAUGUAACAACACGAAGAACAUAUGCAAAAUUGUAUUUAUACAUAAGAAUUUAAGUUUAUAGUAGGCGUUUCUUUUAGUAUACACAUAUUUACGAGAGAGGACAAAACAGUUUUUAAGUCGAGCUCGAGGCGCGGAAUACUUCCUCUCGCCUUCAAAGAAAACAAUUUAAGAAGACGGCAAAAAAAUAAAACAUUGAUCAAUUUGUAUAUCUUGCAUAAAAAUUUGUAAAUUAAACGAUAACGUAAUUCCAUUAUAAAUAAAAACAACUAAAAAUCGAAAA